This is a messenger RNA of Culex pipiens pallens (northern house mosquito), 1285 nucleotides long. Its product is annotated as putative cystathionine gamma-lyase 2. NCBI's taxonomy places the organism in Eukaryota, Metazoa, Arthropoda, Insecta, Diptera, Culicidae. Gene Ontology annotation, biological process: transsulfuration. The transcript has 4 exons. The record is from RefSeq and is a predicted model, not a curated record. Gene Ontology annotation, molecular function: pyridoxal phosphate binding; cystathionine gamma-lyase activity. Bases 1 to 1260 code for a protein of 419 amino acids. Gene Ontology annotation, cellular component: cytoplasm.
AUGUCCACCCAGGAUGUCUGUAAUGGAUUUGAAGGACAUUGUAAAAUUCAGUUAAUUUCAUCUAUCUAUUUCACUAGAUCCGUCGAUAAAGACGGAUUCCGUGCUCAACCCAGAGGAUUCGCCACAAAAGCCAUACACGUGGGUCAGGAUCCAGAACAGUGGAGUUGCAUGGCAGUUGUCCCACCAAUUUUGAUGAGUUCAACCUACAAACAGCAUGCUCCUGAUGAACACAAUGGAUUUAAAUACGGCCGCCUCCGUAAUCCUACCCGGGAUGUCCUGGAGCGCUGCCUGGCAUCGUUGGACAACGCCAAGUUCGGGCUGACAUUUUCGACCGGUCUUGGAGCGGUAACCGCACUCAUUACGAUGCUCGAGUCCGGUGACCACAUUGUCGCUGAGCGUGACCUGUACGGUGGUAGUUGCACAUCGUUUACGAAGAUAGCGUCGAAGAUGAACAUUUCGGUUGACUUUGUGGAUUUCACCGAUUUGGCGAAGGUUGAGGAAAUUGUCAAGCCGAAUACUAAGCUGUUUUGGGUGGAAUCCCCAACGAAUCCAUUGCUGAAGGUGGUCGAUAUUGAAGCUGUGUGUAAGAUUGCUCACAAGUUUCCAGAGGUUGUAGUGGUUGUGGACAACACCUUCCUAUCGCCGUACUUCCAGAGACCGCUCGAACUGGGAGCGGACAUCGUGAUGUACUCCCUGAGCAAGUACAUGAAUGGUCAUUCCGACGUGGUCAUGGGAGCAGCAAUCAUGAACGACGAAACUCUGUACCAGAAGCUGCAGUUUCUUCAGAACGCUACCGGAAUCGUGCCAUCGCCGUUCGACUGCUACUUGGUGAAUCGUGGCCUGAAGACCCUAGCCUUGCGUAUGGAACGUCACAGGACCAACGCGUUGGCCGUUGCCAAGUUUCUCGAGGGUCAUCCGAAAGUGGACCGUGUUCUUCACCCCGGACUGCCGUCUCAUCCUCAGCACGCGCUGUCCAAGAAGCAAACCUAUGGUCACAGUGGAAUGGUCGCCGUAUUUCUUAAGGGAGGUAUGGACGAGGCCAGCGUGUUUCUUCGGUCGUUGCGGGUUUUCACGCUAGCCGAGAGCUUGGGUGGUGUUGAGAGUCUCGCCGGGUCCCCAUCGCGGAUGACGUUUGGAAGUUUUGCCCCGGAGGAACGUGCUGCGCUGGGCAUCGUUGAUGGGCUGAUCAGAUUGUCGGUUGGAGUUGAGGAUAUUGACGAUCUGGUGGAAGACUUGGAGCAAGCUUUUGAGAAAGUUUAGAAAAUAUAAUUUAGAUGAAUCAUGA